Messenger RNA from Drosophila elegans, 2473 nucleotides. RefSeq names its product caspase-3 (gene Damm). Gene Ontology annotation, molecular function: cysteine-type endopeptidase activity. The record is from RefSeq and is a predicted model, not a curated record. NCBI's taxonomy places the organism in Eukaryota, Metazoa, Arthropoda, Insecta, Diptera, Drosophilidae. Gene Ontology annotation, biological process: proteolysis. Bases 1389 to 2369 code for a protein of 326 amino acids. The transcript has 8 exons.
AUAUUUGUAACUCCCAACAGGAAUUAGGAGGCAAAAUGAAUACGCCUGUGCAGAAUUCCAAUUCUGUUGAAAAAUAUCAGCCCAUAUCUGAGGUCUUUCAAUGUGAUGCCCAAGGUAGCCUGCCACGGGAAUCAAACACUGAUUUUCGGCAGAACCUUCUGCCGCCACAUGUCUGUAUAUUCAAUCACGAGGUAUUUCCGAAUAAACCACAAAUGAAUCGAAGAGGCAGCUCAAAGGAUGUUGAAAAUCUGCACAAAACCUUCAGUAGCCUUGAAUGUUCGAUUGAAAUAGUUUGCAAUCCCACAUUGGCUAUGGUUAAGGACACAGUCAGGAAAUUAAUGACUUUCUUUUUUUCAGGAGGGAAAUGAUACCAUCGUAUACUUCGACGUUAGGAAAGAAGAAAUUUUACUUCUGGCACAACACCUACACGGAAUAAGUUACCAUCGAGUUGAACUUAUGUGUACAAUUCUAACAUUAAAACUGUCAGCAAACGCUGAGACAACCCAAAUGCUACAUUAUAACAUUAUAACUUUGUUGAUUCUACGAGUUUCGUUUCAUUGUAUGCAAUUUGGCAUUAUUCAACUGCUUAAAGUAAUGACGUGUUUCGUCAAAGUCCUAACCGUUCUUCGAAGUUAUAAUGCGAUUCAGUAUUUCUCCACUAGAAAUCUCGGCAUCCAUACCGCGAAUAGCCUUGUCGUUCACUUUUUGUUGUGUAGGAAAUUAUGAAUUAAUUGAGACAUGUACAACAUCUGCUAUGUACAUCAUCCGUCGAUCAGCUGAUAGUAUGUUAUAUUAUGGACUUUAUUAACUAUAAAUGAAUACCUAAUGGAUGACCUGGUGGUCAUUAGAUAUUAUUCUAACUCCAUGAUUGCGAACAGCGUUCUGAAAUUGCGAUACAAAGACAUAAAUGUUUUUCGGCAGAUAAGGACUGGGCAGGGGCUGGUCAAAAACUAAUAUUGGUGAUCUUGGCCGAGCUAUAUAUGUAUUUGGCUGCUUAUCUUGAGACAGGCACCCCAUAAGCAACAACAUAAGAGAGUUGAAUGAAGAUCGACAACCGAUAGUCAAGGAUCCGAUACUCAUAAAGAAUGCAUAAAAUAACUAGGAAUAUGAUCUUGUAUAAUUUAUUUAUAUUACUCUUAAAAACUAAAGACACUUAAACCAAAGGAUCAUCAGAAAGAAUGCAUAUGCAUUAUUAAUUGAAGUUCCUUUCCCUACAGGAAACUUUUAAUUGCUUGCAUAAACUAUAAAGCAAAGGAAUUACAACAAAUAGAAAGUCUUACUUGAUUUAUUAAAAUAUAGGUUUUGCAAAAAUGAUUUGGCAACUCUUAAAACUCUUAUCUUUGAGAUAACGCAUGCGGCAAAAACGGCAAUGUUAAUCACUCUUAAUUAUGGAUUCGAAUCGACAAGAGCUGCCGCUGGGAAGUGGAGAGUCUCAACAGGAAGUAAGGGACGAAGUUGCUUCGACAGCACAGGAUGUCAAUUCCGCCAAGAAAUUUCAGGCUAUAUCUCAGGUCUUUCCGUGGGGCAGCGAAAAGUUUGCUGAACUGGUCAGUGAGGAUGCGACUACCGAUGAUACACCGCCCAGAAAAUUCCAACCCGCUAGUAUGCUUUUCCAGUUCGAUGCUCGAGGGGAGAUAACUUCAAGUGCUCCUGUUCUAUUAGAAUCCUUCGAUCCUCCGCAGAAACUACUGCCGCCAUAUGUCUCCAUAUUAAAUCACGAGGUAUUUCCGAAAAAUCCAGAAACGAAUCGACAAGGCAGCUCAAAGGAUGUCGAAGCUCUGCGCAAAACCUUUGGAAUGCUAGAAUGUGAGAUCGAAGAAGUUCCUAAUCCCACACUGGCCACGGUUAAGGACACGAUCAGGAAAUUGGCUCUGAAAAGUUUCCUCACCCUGUCAGCUUUGGUCAUCGUCAUCUUGAGCCAUGGAGACCAGAAAGAUAAGAUCCACACGUGCGACGAUAAAGCAUACAACUUGGAUGAUGACAUUUUAUUUCCACUCUUCCAGAAUGAAUCUCUGGCAAAUAAACCCAAAAUCCUAAUAAUUCAGGCCUGCAAAGGCGCUUGGCAAGCGGAUUCUAGUAUAAUCAAAGCGAAUCCCUCAUCCUACAUUAAGUGCUACAGCACGACCGAGGGCUUCAAGAGCUAUCGUCACCCCAAAAAUGGAUCGCUUUUCAUUCAAACUCUGUGCAAUUUGAUGGAUCAACAUGGCCUCACGAAGGACUUUCGCUCAAUCAUUGAGGAUGUAAACGCCAACGUCGAGAGGCAAGCUAUAUUUCAUGGAUGUAAGCAAGUGCCAUCAAUAACAUCGACUCUAAGGCAACCAUUCUGUUUUGGAGACUUUGUGCAGCACACAACAAAAGUUAAGUCAUAAAUGUAAAAUGCAAUUUAUGAUUGUUUGAUCUGUUUGUCUGAACUGUCUAUAUCACUUAUAUACGACAAAGCAAAUUUGCUGAUAUAGGGAACAGCACCACUUUU